AUGUCGUUUUUCGUGGACGUCGUCACCGAGGACUCGUUUUACGAGAAUCUCACGGUGGGCGUGGUGAAGAUCCUCGAGGGUUUGCCGUACGUAAAGAACGUGCGAGUGGAGAGGCGAAACGGAUGCGAGGACACCGUAAUCAGCAACUGGGAGCAACGUCAUUGUUGCCUGCUCCCAGAGGAUCUUAGGAACUUUUAUCUGUCGAUCGACGGUUUUCAGCUUCUCUGGAAUCUCGAAAUAGCAGGUGAAGAAUUCUCAGUGGGUCGAAUGGAGAUCGGCAGUUUCUCCACGCUGAAACGAUGCUCGACCACCAGGGACCAUCAACUCGACUGUCCCAGACAAGAGUCCACGGAUCCAGGAUCGGAAAUUGAGCCCAGAAGCAGCGCCGUGGACCUGGAGAACGCUUGCUCUCUACAAGCCGGAAGUUCACAAAGUUGCAAGAUGUUCGAGAUCGCCCGUUGUUAUCCAGAGAUCGGAAUGACCAAGGUAUACUUGGUGUAUUGCACGAAACCCGAGGCGGAAGCGGCGCCGAGCAUCUGGCUGCACCGGGAGGAGCUAGAUCGAUGGUACCACCUGGCUGACAGCUUCACCGUCUACUUCCGGAUGAUGCUGGUCCACCUUGGUCUACCGUUGUGGCAGUGUUGCGUGGCCGGCGUAACGCUGCCUACUUGGGUCGAGCAAGUCUACUUUCUGGUCGGUCCGCAUCUGUUGCCAGCCACCGUUGAGGCCACCGAAACAAUAUCCGCCACCUUGUGGAGCAACGGGCCCACCAAUGUCAUCGAUCCGGGGAUCUUCAAGGGGAAGGACGGCAAGCAGAAAAUCCCGCGGAGGAAGUAA
This is a messenger RNA of Dufourea novaeangliae, 837 nucleotides long. RefSeq names its product tubulin polyglutamylase complex subunit 2. NCBI's taxonomy places the organism in Eukaryota, Metazoa, Arthropoda, Insecta, Hymenoptera, Halictidae. The coding region runs from base 1 to 837 and encodes 278 amino acids. Gene Ontology annotation, biological process: protein polyglutamylation. The record is from RefSeq and is a predicted model, not a curated record. The transcript has 2 exons.